UUGAUGGGUUAGUUCGAUAAUCAGCUACGUCUUUUUCUUGUUGAUCUUCUACGACAGUGGAAUUUUAUCAUGAAAAAAAAGUAUCUCAAGGCGCGAACGGUUGAUGGAGCCGUAGCUGAGAUACUUGAUUAUAUUCGGAUUUACAGAGACAAAAAGGUCAUCUAUUUUUGUACUUGGAGUGGCUUUGGGACGGCCCCGAUUCUUAAAUCCCUAGCACAAAAAUCUAUGAAAAAUCUUCCUCCAGAACUAUGCUUUGAUAGAGUAAUCUACAUGGAUUGCUCAGCGUGGGAAAAUAGAAGGACGGUGCAGAGGAAAAUCGCAGAGGAGCUAAAACUUGACCACGCAACAAUGGCCAUGUUUGACAAGCAGGACGAGGAGGAUGACUUCAAUGGUGUGGACCAUAGCUCUAGGGAUGUGAUACGAAGUGUUGCAGAAGUGAUUGCCCAGACCCUAUGGGCCAUCAAUUGUAUGCUGAUUUUUAUUAAUGGAAGUGAUGAUGAGGUUGAUGUGAGUAGAUUUGGCCUCAGUCCUGGGUAUCGCGACCACGUAAUAGUAUGGACAUUCCAAAGACGGUUUCCGACCAUGUACCACCCCAAUGAUGAGGAUGAGAAAGAAGGCAAGCUAAGAUACACCGACCUUUUCCUUAGAAACUUUCGGAUGGGCUACAAAUUAACAACUUCUAAGUUUAGUGCACUGCUGCGUGAAGAGGCUGCUAUUAGAGUUCCUCGCAACCCAUGUUUGGUGGAUAUUGACCUAACAUUGGUCACAGAUUGUUGUCUCUACGAGUUAUUCUUGCAUUAUGGUUUUCACAGGGCCACUGGAUUUGCUUGGGCAGCUCAUGCUUCCAACUUCUGGGUAUGUGAUGGGAUCAUUAAAGGGGAUAGAACAAGGGAGAUUAGUAAUGUAUUGCAUCAGGAAAUAAGUUGGGAAUGCGAUGCUUCUGUGCUUGAGAGUGUGUUUGAAAAGCUCAUGAAAGAUCAAAACUCUCCUUUUUGGGUAGUCAAAGAUAAGAUUGCUUAUGAAAAGAGGCCUUUCCGUUGGAUUUUCGUUACCUCGAAGAACCUGAAAGUACAGGAGAAUAUGCAAACUAUAUUUGAAACAGUAUCAUCUUUAUUCGUAGCAUUUGAAAGGUCUAAUAACCCACAAAGAUUACCAAAUGGAUUGUUCAAUUAUUGCAGCAGCCUUGGCGUUCUAAUUCUCUCUUGUUGUGCCUUCAGCUUUGCAUCACCUCCUUUCCUCCUGUGCCACGGAUUAAGAUUCCUCGGAUUGGACCACUGCACAAAUGGUAACACAAGUGCAGGAGAGGACUAUACAAAGUGGAUAUGUCUAUGUAGUCUAUGGGUGCUUGACGUGCGUUACACAGACUGGGAUGAAAUCUUAACCGAAGAAAAGAUGAAUCUCAUGGCCAACCUCAGAGAGCUAAACAUAGAGGGAGUCUGUUGCUGGCAGUUUGCAAGUAGAUUACAGGGAAGACUGCCUUACCUUCAGAGGCUCCGAAUAAUCAAACCUACACAUGAGGCAGAGACAUCAAUAGAUAGCAGCAACUCAUUUAUGGAUAAGACAAAGCUGGAAAUACUUGAUUUGUCUGGCAACAGUGACAUGAACAAUCUACCAGCAAGCCUAUCAAUGGCGAGCAGCCUUCAGGUGCUUAUUCUUGAUGGUUGUGAUGGGCUAGAAAAUUUUGUGUUGCCUAGCGGAUUUCCUUCCUCGCUAAGAUCCUUCAGCUUUGACGGCUAUGGGUCUGCAUCCCACUGGAAAUCAACUGUUGACCUACCUCCAGAAAGUUCCCGUCCGAAGCGCCCGUCAGAUGCAAAUAAGAGGGAUAUUGUCGAAACCUUAAAGAUAUCCCUACAAGGUUGCACACAGUUAGAGAAUUUGUUCUUGCGUGGGCUACCCAAUCUUGUGGAGCUGGACCUCUCAGGAAGCGCAAUCAAGGUACUUGACUUUAAAAUUAUGGUGGUGGAUGUCCCAAAUCUCAAGCGACUCUUUCUGCUAGGCUGUGAGCACCUUCGUGCAAUAAGAUGGGGCUCAGAUGAUGAUUCCUUUAUACCUCAGAAGUUGGAGUUGCUCUGCAUAGACACACGACCUGGGAGGGCACUUGGGUGUACUCGGCCAUCUCUUGGCCAGCAUAAAUCCUUCGGGUUGCAGGUGCAUGCUAUUCUUGCGGACGUAAGGCUGGCUCGGUGCUUGGCAGAUCUGAUUUAUGGGCAUCCAGCAGCUUACCAGGAUAAAUAUUUUGAUAUCCACAUCACCACUUCAACUGUCCAUGGUGCGGUUGUUCAACCUAAGGCAACCAGCAAGGAGAAGAUUAUACCCAGUGAUCAACAACACCAUUAUGUUCUAUCAGACCGGUACGGUGAUGUCUUUACCAAGAUUGGUGAUGCUCCGAUGCAAGCCUUCCCGCAACCUCUGACUCAACAUUCGGAUCGCCAUAUCGAGAUUGGUGAUGGGGGCCUCAGCCUCGAGAGUGAGCUAGCAAAUUCUCCAGUUCAAAUAAAUUUAGCUUAUAUGAUGUCACAGCACGCCGAAUCUCUGCAUGUGCAUGACAUCUCAACCAGCGUUAGCAUGCCAGCAGGACCAUCCGUCAGGUGGUGCCGCGUGGAGAGGUGCCCCAACUUGGACACCGUCUUCGCUACGGGCACGGACAGCUGGUUCGAACAACUGGAGACCAUCUGGGCAUCGGAUCUCCUGAUGGCCCGCUGCAUUUUAGACAAAUAUAAAACCCGCCGUUGGAAUCGUGUAUUCGACAAUCUGCAGCACUUGCAUCUGCGCUCCUGCCCAAGGCUCCAGUUUGUGCUGCCGGUGUUUGAGAUCGACUCCUUCCCCAACCUGAAGACCCUCCACGUCAUCCACUGCGGCGACCUCAGGCACGUCUUCGUGCUUGACGAAAUGCCCCCGGAGGAGAUAGCCGUCCGUGGCGUUUCGUUCCCGAAGCUGGCCACCAUCCACCUGCACGACCUGCCGAAUCUGCGGCAGAUAUGCGAGGUCAAGAUGCUCGCACCCGCUCUGGAGACCAUCAGGAUCAGGGGAUGCUUUGGCUUGCGCCGGCUGCCGACCGUGGCGGCCCGCGAGCCAGGCGCGAAGAGGCCGACCGUGGAGAUGGAGAAGGACGUGUGGGACGCGCUGGAGUGGGACGGGCUGGCCGCCGACCACCACCCUGACCGCUUCGAGGCGCCCGUGCACUACUCGCGCUACUACAAGAGGCGCCUCCUCAGGGGCACCGUCCUCAGGUGAAUCCUGAACCCUGCAUCUACUGCUGCUACGAGAGAUCGAUCAGUGGCAUGUUCUACGUCUGCUAUGGAUGCUGCUACUGAUGCCGUGUUUGGUUCAUGUCGUGUGGGCUUUGGCUUUGCCACUGACGCUUCUGGGUUGCUGUGACGCUACAGCUGCUGCUGCCUUUCGUUGAGAAUUUUUUGCAAGGUGCGAGCCUCAGGUUGGCUCCUCCAUGCCUGUGUUGAUGGCCGGGUUGGCCUGCGUUUGCUGUGUGCUUUGGAAUAAAAAGGCGGCCUUGGUUUGUGCUGAGGCCUGGCCGAUGUGUGUGCUCGAGUGUGUGGCUUGCGGUUCAAUCUGAAACAGAGAAGCAGCAGCCGGGUGUGUCUGCCUGCGUGCGUCCACCUACUGCUUGUGUGUGUUCGGUUUGUAUGGCUUGUGAGUGUGCUCUGCUACGCCGUUUGAGACGGGAGUAGCUAAUAAGCUGCAGCUGCGUGUGAUUCAUGCUGCUAUGUACUAUCUCAUGAACCAACAAACAGCUGGUUGUGUGCCUGAUGCUGGCUGUUGUGAUUUGUGAACCAUUAAGCUUGUGGUGUGUGAUUUAUACUUGCAAGCAUCAACCGGGAGAUAUUUGUAUCCAUGUUGUGCAUCUGUUUCCACUUGGGAAAGAGGUUGGAGUAUUAUACUGCCGAAA
Molecule: messenger RNA, 3904 nt
Organism: Phragmites australis (common reed)
Lineage: Eukaryota; Viridiplantae; Streptophyta; Magnoliopsida; Poales; Poaceae
Exons: 3
Coding region: 70-3234 (1054 amino acids)
Source: RefSeq, a predicted model, not a curated record